UAUGCUGGUGACUUUCCUCUCGCGCGGCACGAAAUCGUGUCAUCUUAGUGUAUGUAUUUAAUUACAAAUCGAUUGAAAACAAAUUCAUGGUGUGUGGAUACUUGUCAAAAUAAAUGUGAUUUUUCGUCAGCGUACAAAAUGCAAAUAGUGCAUUUUUUUUUGUGUUUCAUGUGCUACUCUGUAUUCACUUUUCAAGUUACUUCUGCUGAGUAUAAUGUUACAUUGUCCCAUGAUGGACCUGUGGUAUUAGGCGGAACUAUUACAUUUAAACUUGACAUUUAUGAAGAAAACGGUGAAAGACCAUCAGGUCCUUUUAAAUAUAAAUGGUCAGAUAAUGCGUUACCUGCCCACGAGUAUGAGGUAGAAAGCAAACUAGAUACGAUAUAUUGGAGUAUAAGUUAUCCACGUGAAAAGUAUAGCGUUGGAAUAUAUGAAGUUGAAGUAUUUGUUAGCAAGGCGUAUUUUCUGUGGUGGAACGUAGUUACCAGUGUUCGCACUAAAUUUUAUGUUACUCAAUUUCUAAAUGGUAAUAUUGAAAUUAUACAACCUAAUAAGACAUCAGAUAGUACAUACAUUUCUUCUGUAUCCGAAGCAAAUGUGACGAUACGUGUUCGCGAGGGAGAUAUGGAUGCUUUGAUGAAAGCUACAGCAAUAUCUACUUAUUGGUUCAUAGACUGUCAAUUUUAUGGCCAAACGAAUGAUUUGAAUCUCCUUUACAAUUUCACAACUCCUGACGUAUCGAAGGUUGUGGAAGCUUUAAUAAUUGCAUCAUACAUUCCUCCGACAACAGUUCCACCUCCUACAACUACUGUUCCAUCGGUCACAACUACAAUAAAUGCUACAAUAUCAAAUAUAACUAUAGAAGAGAUGGGAACUACUACAGCGCCUAAUACUAAUGUGUCUAUAAAACCAGUUUUAACGAGUACAUCUACACCUGUAACUCUUAAUACUACAUCAAAUACUAGUAUCUUCAACACGAAUAGUCCUUUACCUUAUAUCUGUUCCAAUUCCUCGAUAAUCCCUGCAGAUCCAAAUAAAACUUAUGGACACUUCACCAAAAAAAUUAAUGUUCGUGCACCUAUAAUGAAUAUAACUGUAGAGGGUACAAAUUGGAUUCAACCGUGGGAUAUGUUAUCUCUCAAUGUAACGUGUAAAGGUUCGGGACCUUUUUAUAAGUGCCUUCAAUUUCAUCAAGAAAAGUACAAUGUUACUGGAAACGAAACAUGUGCCACUGGAGUUUACCUGAAUUCGUGUAAUUUUUCCAUUAUUCACUUUUUCUUGGAACCCAGUGUAUACACAAUAUUAAUUAUAAUGAAUAAUGAUGUCAGCAAGCACAUCUAUCCUCUGACAAUAAAUAUUUAUAAAGUGCUAAGAAAACCUCAAUUGUCUGUAAUCGCUGUACCUGUUUCUUGUUCUCUUGCUGCUGUAGUGCUGAUCGUUUUUGGUAUUGCGUAUUAUGUACAAAGCAGAGCAAGGUUUACAGUAGAAGUUGCAGACUUCGACUUUGGACAGAAUAAUCCAGAGAUGGAGUAUAAAACAUUUACAGAACGGUUGCGAGGUUCAUUCAAUAACGCUAUAAGACCUGGAAGCAAUCGGAUAAGUGUACGCCUGCCCUAUUAUGGCAGCAUGAAUCACUAACAAAGGUUACAAGCAUCUUAGUAAUCCUGAAGCUCUUCAGUGAUUUUCAGAGUGAAAAAGGGAAUGAAGUUGUUCAAUUAAUAUUUUACAAGCUAUAGGACAUGCAAAAAAAAAAUUGAAUCAAGAAUUAAAUAAACAAAAAUUAUAAGGUGGUUCGCUGAAUUAUAUUCUACAGUAUUUUUAGGUACCAAAUAGUUUAAUUAGAGAAUUAAUAUGAUCGUAUAAUUCAAUGUGUGAUUAUUUUAAAUGCUUUAUGAAUGAAGUCAAGAUUGUACAUAGAAUACAUAAAUAUACAUAUUUAUAUAUAGGCUGUGAAUAUGA
Molecule: messenger RNA, 1959 nt
Organism: Hylaeus volcanicus
Lineage: Eukaryota; Metazoa; Arthropoda; Insecta; Hymenoptera; Colletidae
Exons: 7
Coding region: 52-1638 (528 amino acids)
Source: RefSeq, a predicted model, not a curated record